Messenger RNA from Dromiciops gliroides (monito del monte), 824 nucleotides. It is a transcript of the gene HOXD4, whose product is annotated as homeobox D4. Gene Ontology annotation, biological process: embryonic skeletal system morphogenesis; regulation of transcription by RNA polymerase II; anterior/posterior pattern specification. The record is from RefSeq and is a predicted model, not a curated record. Gene Ontology annotation, molecular function: RNA polymerase II cis-regulatory region sequence-specific DNA binding; DNA-binding transcription factor activity, RNA polymerase II-specific. Lineage: Eukaryota; Metazoa; Chordata; Mammalia; Microbiotheria; Microbiotheriidae. The transcript is spliced from 2 exons. Bases 4 to 720 code for a protein of 238 amino acids. Gene Ontology annotation, cellular component: nucleus.
UUAAUGGCCAUGAGUUCGUAUAUGGUGAACUCUAAGUAUGUGGACCCCAAAUUUCCUCCUUGUGAGGAAUAUUUGCAGAAUAGCUACCUAGCCGAGCAGAGCUCAGACUAUUAUAGUGGCUCUCAGGGUUCGGAUUUCCAGCAUCAGGGAGUCUACCCACGGUCAAACUACAGCGAUCAGCCCUUCAGCUGUAGCAAUGCCCAAGGCUCUACGGUGCCUCCGCGGGGUCAUGGACAGGAGCCAUCGGGCCCGGCGAGCCACUACCCGGGCCAAGGGGAGCAUUGUCCCCCGCCUCCAAUUCCCAGUUCCCGGGCCUGCAGCCAGCCGGCCAGCCUCAAGCAACCUCCCAACGGGACGGCCCUCAAACAGCCCGCUGUGGUGUACCCCUGGAUGAAGAAAGUGCAUGUAAAUUCCGUGAAUCCCAAUUACACCGGAGGGGAGCCCAAGCGGUCCAGAACAGCCUACACAAGGCAGCAAGUCCUAGAACUGGAAAAGGAAUUCCAUUUUAACAGGUAUCUGACGAGGCGUCGUCGGAUCGAAAUAGCUCACACUCUCUGUCUCUCUGAACGCCAGAUCAAGAUCUGGUUUCAGAACCGUAGGAUGAAAUGGAAAAAAGACCACAAGCUGCCCAACACGAAGGGCAGGUCUUCCUCCGCCGCCUCGAACCAGCAUUUACAGCCCGUGUCCAAGGACCAUCACACUGACUUGACGACUUUAUAGAGGAGGUGAAAUCUCCCCCACCCCCCACCCCAUCCAAUCUCUCCCAUCCCUCCCCCCAAUUUCAUCCUUUGCUUCUGAACUGUGCUGUGUGUAGAACUGACAUG